Williopsis jadinii is the source of this 1221-nucleotide messenger RNA. It is a transcript of the gene YTP1, whose product is annotated as Ytp1p. The record is from RefSeq and is a predicted model, not a curated record. Lineage: Eukaryota; Fungi; Ascomycota; Saccharomycetes; Phaffomycetales; Wickerhamomycetaceae. The coding region runs from base 1 to 1221 and encodes 406 amino acids. The transcript has a single exon.
AUGGAAGGUGACGACUUGCCGUCACCUCAGCCCACGCACGCCGCGUCGAAGACGUUCCACUGGAUCAUGACACUGGGCUUGACGCUGAUUCUUCCCUCGAUCUCUGGCGUGCUGGUGUUUGCCGAGAGACUGCACGCUGCUGUGAUCUUCCAGCUGGUGUCAGCGGCGUACGCAGUGGUUGAGGUGGUGUUCUUGUCGUUCCCUGAUGGCGAUGGUGUUGAGAACAGGACGUCAAGGGGAACGGGCGUGACGUUUAUGCUGAUGAGUGCCGUCACCGUGGUGUUUGCCCUGGUGCACUCGGGCUCCAAGGUGCUGCAGCCAAAGGCCAUGGGCAGGAUAGCACACAUGGGCGAAAGAAGCGUUAGAAUCGUGCACAGAGCCCUCAGCGUGCUGGUGACCCUUGUAGGAUGGGUCCGUGUUUGUAUGGCGCCGAUUGCGCUGUUUGGGUUCUGUAGGGACAAGCACACUGGCCAGUGUAUUGCCCAUGGAAUCAUGGGCUCAGCUUUCGUGUGGUAUGGCUUUGUCUAUGCGAUGGUGCUGGUGCUGCCCUACUUCAGGGAGUCGAGCCAUCCAAGAUCACAGGAGUUUUAUGACUCGACGCUGAUGAUGGUUUGGGGCGUGGUGAACACGUUCACUGAGCACCGUUGGGGCAAGGAGCCUUGGAACCACGGUGACUACCAACACACUGCAAUGGGCAUAAUUUGGUGGUGUGGUGGCCUGCUGGGCAUGUUUCUCUCCCGUGGAGGCCGUCGCUCCUUCGUGCCAGCGUUGCUAUUGAUAUACACAGGCUGGGCCAUGUCAGAGCACGUUCAGAUGCUACAAGUCAGCACAAAGGUCCAUGCGAUGUUUGGCAUAGUGCUCAUGACCGGUGGUGCGCUGAGAAUCAUGGAGAUCUCAUUCCUGCUGAGAGAUGAGCGUUCAAUCCCUGGUAGGAUCAUGUCAUUCCAGUACCUGCCUUCGUUCUGCCUUGUGGAAUCAGGUGUUCUAUUCAUGGGUGCCAACGAGGAGCAGCUGGAGCUCGUCUUGAGGCUCCACGCUGAUCAUAGCUCGUACAUCAUGGUUGUGACGGGUGGUGCCUUCAUGAUCUACCUGUGGAUGCUCCUGUUACUGGAGCUUUACCAGAGAUUGACACUGACAUCGAACAUCAACCUCUCGAGCUAUGCUGCGUUGGAGAGAGAAGCAGAUGCCAGGGAAUUCGAGUUGGACGAUAUCGAAGAGUAG